AUGUCUACAGGUAAUAUUCAUAUUCUAAACGCGGAUUACUCGAGGUACGGGGUAUCUGUGUACGAUCAGUUGUAUGGGCGGGGAGGGUCUGGUGGUGAAAAGGAGCCGGUUAGAAGUCAUGAGCCUGACGGCUUCAAGAAAAGAUAUAAGUCUUUGAUGCAGGGAUCUGGACAGUGGAGGCACUGGAAGCAGAAGCAGAAGAGGGCCGGUCCCAAAUCUGUUGUCAAGGCGAAGGCAUUUCUUGGAAGGCUGCAAGGGGAGAAAAGGAGGCAAGAACCGCAAGUGCGGGAGACUGAUUUUGCAGAUAUCAAUUGUUUACCUGAGGAGAUUAUCUGCAGAAUUAUUGAUAAUUUAGGUGAUCGGGAGGAGCAGUUACAGUGUUUGUAUGUUUCAUGGAAAUGGUCUGAGUGUGCCAAACGGAUUAUUUACAGGGAUGUCAGUUUUACCAGUACUUAUAGAGUCGGGCAGUUUGUUACUACACUAAGGAAGAAUAACAACUAUGGGAAAUAUGUGGACUCUAUAGAUUUAUCGCAGUUGAAGAAUGGGUUUGUUUGCCUUCCGGAAUCUACAGAAGCCGAGGAAGCAGCCUCGAUGUCAGCGUAUGGGGUUGAACUUCCGGAAUUUGCAUAUGCAGGUUGGAGAGACUGGAGAUAUAGAAACAACUCCCUCUAUGGCUCCCAUAUGCUAAGCAGUAUCAACCAUACUCGCGGGAGAAGGGGUAGUGAUAUCUCCUCCACACACUCUAGUAUCUUUUCCAAUACUUAUCCGAGAGGUCGCUCUGGUUCGACAACAUCAAUUGUGUCAAAAACCACUCAAGGUGCAGGAAACAAAAAUGUAAUGACGAAAAUAAGACGGUUCUUCUCGAGCAAUUUUGAAAUGUCAAGCGCUCAGCAAGGACCAUUGCAUGAAGAAAUCGAUGACGAAAGAUCUCCGUCCUCGUCUCCAUCUCUAUCUCCUAGCUCUAUGGAGGAUAAGAUGCCAAAAAAUUCAUCCCUACCUUACACCAACAAAUUUUUGCUUAAAUACGCUCAUCUUCGUGAUUUACCAAUUGGAUACAUUCUACACAUAUUGCGCAUAUGUGUAAACCUUCGCAGCCUAAAACUCUCCAACUUAAUGAUUUCUCCAGAUUUUCAGAUUGAAGUCCUGAAGUACAAAAGAAGCGAAUACAUAAGUUUUUUCCCGGAGGACCAAGAGGAGGCUUAUCUUGGAGAUGACGACGAGUUAACUGAGUCGGGCGAGCCAAGGGCCAAGUAUUUCUCUGACAGUGACAAACCUUACCAUCAUUACAAAGACCAACAAGCAGAUACCAUUGCAACUGGCAGAUUUGGGACAACGUCGGAGAAUUAUAAUAUGUUUACGAACAAAUACACCCCACGUAAGAAAUUCCAAUUAAAGAUGUUGACGAAUGAUGAUUUAUGCGAUGCUAUAUUAUCGCUCAAACAUCUUCGCAAGUUGGAAAUUGGAAAUGUGGUCUGGUUAGUGCAAAGGGAUAUGAAAAGAUUAAUUUCGCAAACAAUGUUUAAAUGUCUACAGGAGCAGCGCCCCAUGAAUGAAGUUUACAUGAAUUUCGAGGGUAGUGGUCUACAAACAACGCUACCACUUGCGGGACAAGGACCCCUGGAUGGAAUGGUAGCAUUGAUUAUUCUCAAUGACAUGAUGAAUAACAGAAGUGACGAAGAGAUUCUUGAAUGGUUCGAAUUGAGAUGGGUGCCCGUUUUAAGGAUGAUAAUCCAAUGCGGGGAUCAAGUUCAUCUUGCUAGGGCCAGCGAACAAUUGAACUACAAGGUAGUGGACCAUUCUUCAAACGUAGCCAUUCCAGUAAGGGAAAUUUCGAUUUUGAACUCUACAACGGGCCAAUUCAGCUACCUGGUAAAGAUAGAUCCUGUUUCGAGCUGUCUUCACCUUAGGAUUGAAAACGGCACUCCACGCACGGCUACAGACAAUAAGCUAAAACAAUGCACAGAUAUGCUACUAGAAAGAGUAAAUCAUCUAAGAGAGGGCCAGCUAUUGCAACACACUGGGGAAAACUUCCUCUCUGCGGGAGGCAUGCGAUACGACCUGAUCUGA
This is a messenger RNA of Kluyveromyces marxianus DMKU3-1042, 2067 nucleotides long. It is a transcript of the gene COS111, whose product is annotated as Cos111p. Gene Ontology annotation, molecular function: protein binding. The transcript has a single exon. The record is from RefSeq and is a predicted model, not a curated record. Lineage: Eukaryota; Fungi; Ascomycota; Saccharomycetes; Saccharomycetales; Saccharomycetaceae. The coding region runs from base 1 to 2067 and encodes 688 amino acids.